This is a messenger RNA of Suillus subalutaceus, 625 nucleotides long. RefSeq names its product DAD/Ost2. Gene Ontology annotation, biological process: protein N-linked glycosylation. The transcript has 3 exons. The coding region runs from base 51 to 428 and encodes 125 amino acids. NCBI's taxonomy places the organism in Eukaryota, Fungi, Basidiomycota, Agaricomycetes, Boletales, Suillaceae. Gene Ontology annotation, cellular component: membrane; oligosaccharyltransferase complex. The record is from RefSeq and is a predicted model, not a curated record.
GUCGUCGUCACUUUCAAGUAAAGCAGUUUGUUAGCAGUCACUCGCUCAACAUGACUGGCCCAAAGUCAUCCUCAAAAAUCUCACCUGCGUCGUCAGAAACCUCUGUAGCAGCUUUAACGUUGUGGAAAUCAUAUAUUGAUCAGACCCCCGACCGCCUCAAAUUCAUCGACGCUUUCUUGGCGUUCAUCGUGCUUAGUGGGGUGCUGCAGUUCGUAUAUUGCGUACUUGUCACGAACUUUCCUUUCAAUGCAUUCCUUGCCGGGUUUGCAAGUUCAGUAGGCCAGUUUGUUCUGACCGCGUCCCUCCGCGCACAAGUCAACCCCGAAAACAGAUCCGAGUUCAAGGAAGUCUCGCCUGAAAGAGCAUUCGCAGACUUUGCUCUUGGCUCCAUUGUGCUACACUUCUUCGUAUAUAAUUUCCUCGGAUGAACGUGUAUAAUAUUAGGUGGAGCCGCGCAAGUACACAAUUAUGUUGCAACCCACUCGUUAGGCUUAAGGCUGUACGCAAAUUCUGUGUCCGUCGGAGUAAAAUAUUACAAAGUAGUGAGUGCGGUUUGUUAUGACGAAUUGGCAGGAGAAAUGCAGAUGGAAUUCAAGGACUUCAAUGCUUCCUCUCGAAAUAACUG